GUUACUGCAGCUAAAGCUGUGAGCUAAAGCUAACAAAACUGUACUCCUCGCCGUGAAAACUAAACUGUUUGUAUUAAUGUGUCGACAUUGGUGUUGUUGGUGAAGAGUUUGUCUUUCAAACUUCUGUUUUAAGAAAACAGGUUGACUCUCCUGGGGAACGUGAUCACUGUGUGAGUGUGUGUGAGUGAGUGUGUGUGUGUGUGUGUCAGUCACCUUCGCUGUGGUCCUCAGUCCUCUCCUCAGUCUCUCUGGGUGUGGAUGAUACUGGCUCUGUGCCAGUCCUCUGUAGAUGAAGAUGUCCCUGGCCCAGCGAGUGCUCCUUUCCUGGAUCUUUGCCCUAAUCUUCCUCAUCAUGCUGGUCCUCAAACUGGACUCCAAGAUCCACUGGAACUGGUUCCUCAUCUUCCUCCCUGUCUGGACCUUUGACACCAUCCUAAUCCUCAUGCUGAUAGUGAAGAUGGCAGGGCGCUGCAAGCCAGACUUUGACCCCAGGGACGGCGAGCAGAGCCUAAAGAGGAGGCUGUGGUAUCUGACAGCCCUGCUGCUGAAGCUGGCCUUCUGUCUGACACUGUGCUCCCGCCUGGAGAGGUUCACCAACAUGUGGGUCAGCGUGGUGUGUGUCCCUCUGUGGGUGCUGCUGGGUGGGGCGCUGGUGGAGCUGGGACACAGUGUUUUCCACUACAGGAGGGACUGAACCAGAAAGGGCCAAAUCAGGACAAAAACUUUUUAUACUGAAGCAUCUCUAGCUAUGAAUUCACCGAUCUGAUCCACUGGAUUGGUAUCAGAAAUGACACUGACCUUAUUAAGCAGACUGUGUAUCAGCCAUACAUGACUGAUCCACAUUAAACACUGUUUCUUUGUC
Molecule: messenger RNA, 862 nt
Organism: Seriola dumerili (greater amberjack)
Lineage: Eukaryota; Metazoa; Chordata; Actinopteri; Carangiformes; Carangidae
Gene: tmem60
Product: transmembrane protein 60-like
Exons: 2
Coding region: 290-694 (134 amino acids)
Source: RefSeq, a predicted model, not a curated record